UGAUUUGCUCAAUUCUAUCGUACAGAGAAUUUACUUAAUGGAGAUUUUCCUUAUUAUGCUCUUCAUUAUAUUGGAUUUUCUUUAUGUGUUUCACGUUUCAACGUUAUUGAAAAAUAUAAGCCGAUUAAUCGAAUGUAGCUUUUACAUUGCAUGCUCUAUAUUUGUUACAUUUAUUAUUUUUUAUCUUGGACAAAUGCUCAUUAAUCAUAGCGUAAAGGCACACGAUGAACUUUGUAAAAUACCCUUCUACAUUCUUUCAAUCAGAGUUCAAAAAUUGCUAUUAUUUAUGAUAUUAGCAAGUUCGAAGCCAUGCGUGCUUUCAAUCGGAGGAAUAUUCGUAUCGUCACAUGUAAUAUUCGCUGGGUUAAUGCAAAAAGCAUUUUCGUUCGCAUCGAUGUACCGCAGUAUACAUUAAUGUCAUUUCAUUUUGUCCAAUAAAAAUCUUUAGAGUAUC
Molecule: messenger RNA, 454 nt
Organism: Vespula pensylvanica (western yellowjacket)
Lineage: Eukaryota; Metazoa; Arthropoda; Insecta; Hymenoptera; Vespidae
Exons: 4
Coding region: 38-415 (125 amino acids)
Biological process (GO): detection of chemical stimulus involved in sensory perception of smell; sensory perception of smell
Cellular component (GO): plasma membrane
Molecular function (GO): odorant binding; olfactory receptor activity
Source: RefSeq, a predicted model, not a curated record